Messenger RNA from Pomacea canaliculata, 684 nucleotides. RefSeq lists its product as uncharacterized. Lineage: Eukaryota; Metazoa; Mollusca; Gastropoda; Architaenioglossa; Ampullariidae. The transcript has 3 exons. The coding region runs from base 12 to 545 and encodes 177 amino acids. The record is from RefSeq and is a predicted model, not a curated record.
UUCACCUGCCAAUGAUACACAUUUCUGCUCUUGCAGCUGCGAGUUUCCUGAAGAGGGACUACAUCCUGGAGGAUGGUCAGUACGCUGCUACGUUCAUGAACAUGAAGACACUGACGUACGUGGCUGUCAACACGGAAUCACACGUUUACUUGUGUGAACUAGCCGGUGACCCUCCGUCAUGCAGACAUCCUUGUCUCUUCAUUUUGCAGACACCGGGAAGAAUACAGCUCCUCCCUACUGAGACUCCAGGAAAGUACCUCGGGUACAGAGGCAGCGUGGUUGAGGUGACAGAUGACAUCUCCUCAUUCAACAUGUUGCCCGCAUCCAGUGACACACCAGUGGCUGACCAUCACAUUGUCAGGGUUCGGAGACUGAAGACAACUACCUCGAGGGUUGAGCCUGAGUCGUCUUCUGAAGAUUUCGACAUGGCCGGCGACCAUCACAUCCACGAGACCAAUGGCGGAAAUUCAUGUCCACCCAUCUCCCCGCCCAGGAACACCACGAGAGUUCUCUCAACAGCCACCUGUGUGGUUUCACACGGUUAAGCUGAAAACAACUGAUGAGAAUAGAGAUAAGUAGGAAACAUAGACUUCCAGCUUCACAGAUGUGAUAAAUGUCGUAGAGACCCAAUGUGCAGAGCAGGGCGAACGAAUGCAUCGUCGAGUGCCCCGGAUGUAAACACCU